AUGCCCGCCGACAGACUCCUCAACACAGUCCUGCAACUGUACCAAAACGUCCACGAUGACCGCAAGACGGACCAGAUAGUCGGCUCCACGACGAACCUCUUGACGUCCCUCUCGAACCCGCUGAACCUCGGCGUCCUCACCUCGCAGCUGCUGAUCGCCCCAGCGAUAUGGCACCGUCGCGACGGCCUGCGGACGAGUCUGCGCAUCAUCAGCAUCUACAACAGCGCCGCGAUCCGAGUGCGACAGAACGAGAUUGAUAACGCGAAGAACGCCCACGGGCCGCGGCAGGGCGGAUGCCUCGGCAGCGACGCCUGGGUGCGGGCGGUCGUCAAGGGCGCCGAUGACCGGUCCAAUAGAUGGCAGCAUCUGCUGGUCCUGACAGGCAUCUUGAUGGGCAUGGAGGCGAACGACAAGCAGUCGCUAUCGAGGGGUCUGCGCAACACGUUGGAGGAGGCCGUCGUCACGGCCGCGAAUCUCGCGCUGGAGCGUCAGGAUGGGUCGUUUGCCUCGGCGUCGAUUGUGCUCGCGCUCAAUUACGUCUUUCCGUACCUGUCCGAGUUCCGCCAGAGCAUGAUCAACUGCAAUGCGUUGCUACCGAUUACGGUUCUGGCCAUCACCGGAGAGGACGGAUUCCAGGAUGGUCGCUUCAUCGAUGACAUUCGUAAGGAUGUCAAGCAGCAUGGGCAGAUGGUUGACUGGCGUCCCAACUCGCCGUCGUUCGCGAUGCUGCAGACCAUGGAUAGCAAACCCUUGAUGGGCGGCAUGGGCCCGCUGUCGAGAUUGGCCGCCUUCGCCGUCACGAACGCGACCGACUCUGCCGUCGUGCUCGAGGCCCAGGACUCUUUGAUGGAGUUCACGCAGAAGGUGUUCCAGCAGUGGCGGUACAACCCGCUAUCGACGGUCGACGGCGCUGAGGAGACGGCACGGCUGGGUCAGGAAACGCUGGAGGGCUCGUGGCCGGUUUUGUGGCAAGUGUUGAAGAAGACGAUGUACGCGACGGUCGCUGUGAUGCAAGCCAUCGUCGGACGAAGUCUGCUUGAUCCCCGGAUGAGGAACGAUGUGAUGGCACCCCAAGUCGCGACCAAGUCGCUAUUCACCCUACGGAACCUGUUCUUCAUCUCUUCGAGGCAGGGAGCCAGCGCGUUCCAGGCGUACCAGUUCACCUACCUCACAUCUCUCGACAUCCUGGCCCGGUUCGCAGAUGCGUGCGUCGCAUUACUGACCGAAGUCAAGCCGCCUCACGCCGGAGUGGUCCCCCCUAACUUCCUGGACCGGACUCUGGACCUCUUCUACCUCAAUGUGGCAGAGCAUCUGCCUCUCAACAUGCCCACCGAAGCAUGUGACGCGCUGAUCGUCCGGCCAGCAACAGCAUACCUCACUCACACCGGCGUGCUGACGUCGACCAUGAUCGAGCUGUUCGAAGCCGCCCACAGCGCCAUCCUCUCCGUCCUGUCCUGCCCGCACACCGGCUCCUUGACCGUCGGCCUCGUGCCCUUCUACAUCGACGCCCUCUUCGCAUCCUUCCCCUUACAAAUUUCGACCCGGCAGUUCCGCCUCGCCUUCAAGACCGUCAUGCAGAUCGUCUCCCCGCCCUUCCCGAUCUCCCUAACAGAGCCCCAGCUCUCCGAGACCCUCCUCGAGAUGGUCCGCUUCAAGGCCAUGGGCGCGAGCACGACCCCGCUGCCCCUCACGCAGGACGCCAUAUCCCAGGCCGAGAAGGGGCUGACACCCGAGGAGCCCAUGUCGGAGCAGAGCUCGCUCGCGCUGACGCUCAUCGACUCGCUGCCCUUCCUGCCCCUGCCGCUCGUCGAGGACUGGCUGACGCUAACGGCGCGGACGAUGAACGAGAUCUCGGACCCCGUCUUGCGCCAGCCCGUCAGGGACCGCUUCUGGGAGGUCCUCGUCAGCGGCGAGAUGGACGUCGAGAGGGCUACGAUUGGUGUUGCGUGGUGGACUACCAAGGGCGGGAGGGAGCUGGUUCUGGGAGAGCAGCAGGUCCCGGUGAUGAGCGGUGCGAUUAUGGAUGAGGGGAGGUCGAGCAGACUGUGA
This is a messenger RNA of Colletotrichum karsti, 2049 nucleotides long. RefSeq names its product peroxin 8. The coding region runs from base 1 to 2049 and encodes 682 amino acids. The record is from RefSeq and is a predicted model, not a curated record. Lineage: Eukaryota; Fungi; Ascomycota; Sordariomycetes; Glomerellales; Glomerellaceae. The transcript has a single exon.